AUGGCAAAUCGGGGAGUCAAGAGAAACUUUGACACGGUGGACCCCAGCAGCGACACCACCAUCAGCAACGACACCACCAGGAACAUGCGCGAGGCCAAUCCAAGCCCAACAACAGCAUCCGCCUCGGAGCCUCACUUCCAUCCAACGACGAGUAAUCCCACAACCGGCGCCAAUAUGUCACGGGCUGCCGGACCAUCAAACCAAGCUACGUCCAACGUCAACCCUACUCCCGACGCCAACAUAGGUGAUCCACCCAACGCCAACGCAACCUCACCUCGCGCCGCGUACCACCGCCGCCAAGCCGCAGCCACUGUACAACGCAUCGUCCUUGAGGAAUCAGUAGCGCUCACGGAACAAAUUGCCGAAACUUUGACAGAGCACGAGCUCAGGCAUAUUCUGCGCACGUGCAUAAUCAGGGAGGCUUCUGGGAUCCCGCAGAGGGCUAUGAUCAAGUACCUUAUCAGAAAGCUUGCGCUGAUGAGGAUGGUCGAUCACCCAGACUUUCCCGAGUUUUUUGAGAGGUUCCAGCGAGGGGAAAUGGACGUUGAAAGUGGGGCGGAGGCUGAUGAUGAGAGGGAAGAGGGUGAUGAGUAUAUGGGAGAGGCUGAAGAGGUGUGGGAUACGGAUGAGGGAGAGGCUGGAGAGGAUAUGGCAGAGGCUGGAGAGGAGAUGGAUGCGGAGGAGGGAGAGGCUGGGGAGGAGAUGGACACGGAAAGUUAG
Neurospora hispaniola is the source of this 720-nucleotide messenger RNA. RefSeq lists its product as uncharacterized. NCBI's taxonomy places the organism in Eukaryota, Fungi, Ascomycota, Sordariomycetes, Sordariales, Sordariaceae. The record is from RefSeq and is a predicted model, not a curated record. The transcript has a single exon. Bases 1 to 720 code for a protein of 239 amino acids.